This is a messenger RNA of Coccinella septempunctata (seven-spotted ladybird), 960 nucleotides long. RefSeq lists its product as uncharacterized. NCBI's taxonomy places the organism in Eukaryota, Metazoa, Arthropoda, Insecta, Coleoptera, Coccinellidae. The record is from RefSeq and is a predicted model, not a curated record. The transcript is spliced from 7 exons. Bases 92 to 889 code for a protein of 265 amino acids.
GAUACUGGUGAACAAAAUCUACAGACGGUAUGGAAGUCUUGCAUCGUUGCCCCUGGUUGUGGUGUGAAUAUGAUCAGUUUUGACUGUUUGUAUGGAAAUGAAGAAUUAUCUACUAUGUCUCACUGUAUUGUGCCUAAUACUUCUAACUUCCAAGCUAGCUUUCUCUGUUAAAAUAAACCGUCUAAUAGUACCUGAGCUGGUGCAUCUAGGACAGCCUACAGUCUUAGAUUGUGAUUAUAGCGUGAAUGAAGAUGAAGGAUUCGUUUUGAAAUGGUAUCUAAACGAAAAAUUGGUGUAUCAGUGGAUACCCAGCAAAAGACCAAACACUUUAGGAAUCCUGAGAGAUAGAGUGAACCUAAAUUAUUCGGCCAGCACGGACACCAACAGCGUAUAUCGCGCUCUGCACAUAAUCCAACCUGGACCUGAUCUCUCCGGGGAUUAUACGUGCCUCGUAUCCAGUUUCAUCAGCGAGGACAGACAGACGAAAAGAAUGCUGGUGUUUGCACCAGGAAAGAAUUUGGAAUUGAAACAAGAGUAUAAAGGAAACGGCCUAACAAAAGUUAUAUGCUCAACUGAAGGAGUCUUUCCACAACCCAGCAUGAGCCUACACGCAAAUAACAGCGAAGUAGAAAAUUUUGAACUGUCAAUCAACAAAAGAGCCGGUCUCUACAACGUCAAGAUAGCUACGGAUGUGCCUCUGUUGACUGCUGCUGAAGAGUUCACCUGCGAGUUGCACAUUCCUCAGGCCAACUACACUCUCAGAAAAGAAGCCGUUUAUUACCCAGCCAGUUCGUGCUUCCAGCCCAGGGUCAUCGUCGGUUACAUAGCUCUGGCUGUUAUUUCAUCUAUGAUAUGGUUCCCAGUCUUCGCAGGAGAUCGUAUUGUCUAACUAAAUAUCCUUUUAUUAAAUUAUUCGAAAUAAUAUAUUAUUGUCACUCAAUAAAUUGUGUACAAUUUUUA